CAACGGUUGAAUAGCAAGAUGCACCCGACAUCCGAAAUACGACAGUGGAAGUCGCCAUGUACCGCCGAGGAGUCGUGAACGCGUUCUCGAGCGCACCACUGCCGCACGGAUACAGCAUCUUCCACAAAGCACGUCCGGACUACCCUGUUCAUGCGUUUGCCACGGUUGACAAAGUACUGCACGUGACCGAACAGCAUCCGUCUGCCAUGUUUGACGUUGUCGAGAUUGGCGCUGGACAAGGAAAGCUUACAAAAGCCCUCAAGCGAGUUUUGCCUACAGGCACCCGGUUUGCUGCGGUGGAGGAUGACGAUGGCCUUCGCGUCGAGAUGCAGCACUUCGUCCCUAACGUCCCUGUAUUCAUCGGAACAGCAACCAACACAACACUCCCGGUUGAGUCUGUGGGCAACAUUGUCAUCGGUCAUGCAUUUCACUGCAUGGCAAACGCAAAUGCUCUCGACGAAUUCCAUCGCAUCUUGGUGCCAAAUGGCCGUCUCGGCAUCAUGCUGAAUACAGGAGACUUCAACUCGAGUCCGUUCAUGGAAGAGGUCGAGCGCGUGGUGAGAUCAUUCAAUGCUGCGUACGUGCCGACGCAGCCGAACCAAUUGCAACUGCAAGAGAUCUUCCACGAUCGCCCGAAUCUGUUCACACCAUUGGAGUCGGAGCACAUCGAUACGGUGUUCUCUGCGUCCGUGGAUGGGAUUGUCAACUACCUCAUGUCCACUUGUGUCCUGGUCAACUUGUCCCAUCGCCGCCAAACCGACGUGCGGCUGUCGAUUGCCCGCUUGAUCGAGAUGAACCCCGACGUGACAGAGGACGAGCAUGGACAAAAGAAACUUGACUUGCCGUGCAAGGUCGAAUUCCACUGGGUCGAAAAGGUUCAGUCUCACCAAUACGACUCGACUGAAGCUUCACUGUCCAAGGUCUUGCAUUCUUGCUAGCCCUGGCCGACCUUCUGCCGAACUCUCUCUGUAAUCUUAUUGCUUUGCCCCA
Aphanomyces invadans is the source of this 990-nucleotide messenger RNA. RefSeq lists its product as hypothetical. The coding region runs from base 57 to 938 and encodes 293 amino acids. Gene Ontology annotation, molecular function: S-adenosylmethionine-dependent methyltransferase activity. The transcript is spliced from 3 exons. The record is from RefSeq and is a predicted model, not a curated record. Lineage: Eukaryota; Oomycota; Saprolegniomycetes; Saprolegniales; Verrucalvaceae.